AGAGGCGGCCGUGCGGUGGCAGUGGCAGCUGUACGAUGGCAGCAGAAGCAGCGGCGUCCCGCGUCCCGGGAGACCAGAGUCCCGGCAUGGACGCCCGACUGGACCAGGAGACGGCGCGGUGGCUGCGCUGGGACCAGAAUCCUUUAACUCUGGAGUCAGUGAAACAACUGAUUGCAGAAGGUAAUAAAGAAGAACUACAGAAAUGUUUUGGGGCUCGGAUGGAGUUUGGGACCGCAGGCCUCCGAGCUCCUAUGGGAGCAGGGAUUUCUCGUAUGAAUGACUUGACCAUCAUUCAAACUACACAGGGAUUUUGCAGAUACCUGGAAAAGCAGUUUGGUGACCUGAAGCAGAGAGGCGUAGUGAUCAGCUUUGAUGCCCGAGCUCAUCCCCCCAGUGGUGGCAGCAGCAAAAGGUUUGCUCGACUUGCUGCAACUACGUUCAUCAGCCAGGGGAUUCCUGUGCACCUCUUUGCUGAUAUAACCCCCACUCCCUUUGUGCCCUACACAGUGUCACAUUUGAAACUUUGUGCUGGGAUCAUGAUCACCGCCUCCCACAAUCCAAAGGAAGACAACGGUUACAAGGUCUACUGGGACAAUGGAGCCCAGAUCAUCUCUCCCCAUGAUAAAGGGAUUUCUCAAGCUAUUGAAGAAAACCUGGAGCCCUGGCCUCAGGCUUGGGAUGACUCUGUCAUUGACAGCAGCCCCCUGCUUCACAACCCCAGUGCCGCCAUCAAUAAGGACUACUUUGAAGACCUUAAAAAAUACUGUUUUCACAGGAAUGUGAACAAGGAAGCCAAAGUGAAGUUUGUGCACACGUCAGUUCACGGAGUGGGGCAUGGCUUCGUGCAGUCGGCUUUCAAGGCUUUUGACCUGGUUCCCCCGGAAGCUGUUCCCCAGCAGAGAGAGCCUGAUCCCCAGUUCCCAACUGUCAAGUACCCCAACCCUGAAGAGGGUAAAGGUGUCUUGACUUUAUCUUUUGCUUUGGCUGACAAAAUCAAAGCCAACAUCAUUUUAGCAAAUGACCCGGAUGCCGAUCGACUUGCUGUGGCAGAAAAGCAAGACAGUGGUGAGUGGAGAGUAUUUUCAGGCAAUGAGCUGGGCGCCCUCUUGGGCUGGUGGCUCUUUACAUGUUGGAAAGAAAAGAACCCAGAUCGCAGUGCCCUCAAAGACACAUACAUGCUAUCCAGCACCGUGUCCUCCAAAAUCUUGCGGGCCAUUGCCUUAAAGGAGGGCUUCCACUUUGAGGAAACAUUAACUGGUUUUAAGUGGAUGGGGAACAGAGCCAAACAGCUAAUACACCAAGGGAAGACUGUCUUAUUUGCAUUCGAAGAAGCUAUUGGGUACAUGUGCUGCCCUUUCGUCCUGGACAAAGAUGGAGUCAGUGCUGCUGUCAUAAGUGCAGAAUUGGCGAGCUUUCUAGCAGCCAAGAGUUUGUCUCUGUCUCAGCAGCUGAAGGCCAUCUAUGUGGAGUAUGGCUACCAUAUUACCAAAGCUUCAUAUUUUAUCUGCCAUGAUCAAGGCACCAUUCAAAAAUUAUUUGGAAACCUAAGAAACUAUGAUGGGGAGAAUAAUUAUCCAAAAACUUGUGGAAAAUUUGAAAUCUCUGCCAUUAGGGACCUUACAACUGGAUACGAUGACAGCCAAUCUGAUAAAAAAGCAGUUCUUCCCACUAGUAAGAGCAGCCAGAUGAUCACAUUCACCUUUGUGAAUGGCGGUGUGGCCACCAUGAGAACCAGUGGGACAGAGCCCAAGAUCAAGUACUACGCCGAGCUCUGUGCCCCACCCGGCAACAGUGAUCCUGAGCAGCUGAAGAAGGAACUGAACGAACUUGUUGAUGCUAUCGAGGAAAACUUUUUCCAGCCACAAAAGUAUCAUCUGCAGCCAAAGGCAGAAUGAAGGGUUCCAGUCUGAUUGGAUUUCCAUUUACCUCCAGUUAAGCAGAACUUGAUUUUUAUAAAGCAAUAUUUCUGAAGACCCAGAAAUUCAAAUGAUCACUCUGAAGUAUUAAUAUAGCUUGCAAUAAUACGUUUUCCUCUUUGUUUUAUGUUUAUUCUUUAAGAAGAACUAGAGAAGUAAGCAAACAUCCUUAUUAAAAUGCUGCCGGGGCCAAUGUCCUUUGCCUGUAAUCCUGGUUACUCAGGAGACUGAAAUACACGUGUGUUUGAAGCUAGCCUUGGCAAGAACACCUUUAUCUCCAGAAAACUCCCCAAAAGCUGGAAGAGAAGCUGUGGCUCAA
Molecule: messenger RNA, 2235 nt
Organism: Perognathus longimembris pacificus (Pacific pocket mouse)
Lineage: Eukaryota; Metazoa; Chordata; Mammalia; Rodentia; Heteromyidae
Gene: Pgm2
Product: phosphoglucomutase 2
Exons: 14
Coding region: 36-1895 (619 amino acids)
Biological process (GO): purine ribonucleoside salvage; carbohydrate metabolic process
Molecular function (GO): phosphopentomutase activity; magnesium ion binding
Source: RefSeq, a predicted model, not a curated record